This is a messenger RNA of Dentiscutata erythropus, 753 nucleotides long. NCBI's taxonomy places the organism in Eukaryota, Fungi, Glomeromycota, Glomeromycetes, Diversisporales, Gigasporaceae. The record is from the annotation of a GenBank genome assembly.
AUGUGGAACUCUUCGACGUCCGCUGUUCAAGUGAAUGCUGGUACUUCCACAAACGAUCCUAAAACCGACACAUCUAACGACACAGGAACAGAAUCUCUUACAUGGAUCUCAUGGUUCUGUGGUCUCCCCGGUCACGAAUACUUUGCCGAAGUCGCCGAAGAUUUCAUUGAGGAUGAUUUUAAUUUAACUGGCUUAAAUUCAAUGGUCCCAUUUUAUAAAGAAGCACUUGAAAUGAUCUUGGAUGUUGAAUCCGAAGAAGAAACCUUAAAAGUACCAGACGUGUCAAUCGUUGAAACAUCUGCAGAAUUAUUAUAUGGCCUUAUACAUCAACGCUAUAUUAUUACACGCCAAGGAUUACAGCAAAUGGCAAGUCUAAAAAAUCUAAAUCUUUAUAUUUUUCCCUUGUUAUUGAAUGUUUCAAUUUCGAUUUACUGGAGUGAUAUGCCGGGUUUAGAGACCGUCAAGUUGUUUUGUCCAAGUUGUCUUGAUCUAUAUACACCGCCUAGUUCAAGAUUUCAUAACGUUGAUGGAUUUUUGGAUUCAAAGUCAGUGAAAAAAAGUCGUAGCGGUCCUAGAAUGCAAUGGUUAAGGCUGCGGCCAAGCGCAGCAGAAAGAGAAGCUGAAAGUCAUGACCAAUCAGAAGGUGGUGGAGAAAAUGAUGAUGGCGAGGAUGAUGAAUCCGUAUUGGGGCCAGGUGGCGGAGAAAAUAAUGAUAGUGCCGCUAUUAGUAGUACGAAUUAUGAUGGAGAUUAA